Acanthopagrus latus (yellowfin seabream) is the source of this 2942-nucleotide messenger RNA. RefSeq names its product vascular endothelial growth factor Ba (gene vegfba). NCBI's taxonomy places the organism in Eukaryota, Metazoa, Chordata, Actinopteri, Spariformes, Sparidae. Gene Ontology annotation, cellular component: membrane. Gene Ontology annotation, molecular function: chemoattractant activity; vascular endothelial growth factor receptor binding; heparin binding. The coding region runs from base 883 to 1662 and encodes 259 amino acids. Gene Ontology annotation, biological process: sprouting angiogenesis; positive regulation of protein phosphorylation; positive regulation of endothelial cell proliferation. The record is from RefSeq and is a predicted model, not a curated record. The transcript has 8 exons.
CUUUCUAGACCUCUCUGAUUGCCCGCCGGCUGCUGCUCUGCCGGCUCUGUUGUAGCUGCGCUGCCGUGUCAGUGGGGGAUGUUAUUCUGGUCAUAUUUAUAAAGGGUAAAAAAAAAAAAACGGGAAGAUGCGCCUGGAGAGGAGACGUCAUAUUUUCAGGGGGAGCGACUGUGUGGAGAGACUGUGACCGAGCCGGGGAGCGGAAUAUGUCGCACUGUCCCUCUGCACGUCGGACCAAAGCGUCGGAUCUUUACCGGAUUAAAAAAAAAAAAACCGUCCUGUGACUGGAUGAUGUGAAUUUCUUUUUCAGCCUCACACAGGAUUUUGAUGAUCGCACCACGUUUCAGCGGGAAUCUGGAUGAUCCUCCAGUCACGCCACCCGGACCCCCAGACCGGUUCAAUGGGAGCAGGACCAAUAGACUGACGGUGCCCUGAAAUACAUGCAGGGAGGCAUCUCUCAAAGUUUAAACAAGUCUCAUUAAGAAAAAUCUGGAUUUCAAGGUUAUGAUACCACGGCCAGGUGUUAAAUUAUUACUGGAGAAUGGCACAUUUCCUGUCUUUAUGUUAGGGAGCGUCAUUUCAGACAGCUGUGUCUCACGGAUUAAGAUAAUAUAAUAAACUAUAAUUAGACUUAUCAAGAACUGACGCCUGGCAGAGUUUAGACAGUCAUUUAGUCUCAAAUGCAACAAGAUUAAGUUAUGUUUCCAGCACCGAGGAUGCCACCCUGGGUGUCCUUUCAAGGAGGGGAGUCUGGAGUAUAAAAAGCGGGAUUUCUGCGUCUUUAAUCGGACGAUUGAUCAGAAGAGGAAGAAGGACACCAUCUUCUACUCGUUUUUGGAUUGGUCCAAAAAUAUUUUUGCGUGCCCCUUGGACUCCUGCACAAUGGGGAUUAUGCUUCAAGUUAUUCUAGGAAUGUUUCAAUUCCUGCUGCUCACCAGAAUACCGACGUCCCAUGCCAAGCUUGCUCACUGGCGGCCGGCAGACUCCCCAAAAUCCAGGGAAGGUCGAGAAGUGCGGCGGUGGUUGGAGGUUUAUUCGCGGAGCGGCUGUGAGCCUCGGGACACUCUGGUGGAGGUUUGGCGGGAGUUGCCGGGGGAGACGCACCAUCUUUUUGUCCCGUCCUGCGUGUCGGUGAGGCGAUGUGGCGGCUGCUGUGCUGACGAGGCCCUGGAGUGUGUUCCCUCGCUCACACACACGCUCACCAUGGAGCUGAUGAGAACUUCCUUCAUGAAACAUGAGCUCAUCGAGCUGCCCUUCGUCGAGCACAGCCAGUGUGAGUGCAGGUUAAAAGAACAGUUUCAGCCAACACCAACCACAAGGCCGCAUCCAAAGCCAACAAGAAAAGACAAGAAGAAGGAGAGGGGAAAGUCCAGACAGAAGACAGCCGGAGCCAUCGGAGCUGUGACCCAUGUUGCCCCAACUCUCCCUCCGCCGUCCUCUCCUCCUCCUCCUCCAUCACCUCCUCCUACCAGUGUCUCUCCCUCUUCGUCUCCCCCUCCCACGUCAUCCACGAGGCCUCAUUGCCGCCCUUGCAGAGGGAGGAAGUGGGUUCUGGAUGAGACGUCUUGUCAGUGCCGCUGCACCAUCAGCGCUGAGAGCUGCAGCUGGAAGAACCGGAGGCUCAACCCUCAACGCUGCAGGUGUGAUGCCAUGAGGACUUGAUGUGUCCUCCCACUUUCUUUUCACCUCCUUGUGUCCUACAUACCCUGCUGAUUCAUCGCCCACUCCCAGCAUCAGUGCCAUGGAACAUAUGGACUCUUGGACAGCCAGAACCUCAGACUGAAGGAAAUAUUAGUGGAAGCACGUGCAAGAACUUGACGUAGCGCUCUAGUUUAGCAGCAAGUUCAGCAUUACAGCCUCUGCUUGUGUGUGUGCAGACAAACAUCUCACCACCUCUUUGGUUCUGUAGCAGAGCUUCUGUCAGUCCACAUGCACAUGCGUGUUCAGACAUGUCGACUCACAAAACACAUCUCCAUAAGUGGAGGAAUGAAAUGACAACUUUGAGAGACCCGUCUUGCUGUGAGAAGUUCUUUUGGUCUGCGUUGAACUUAUAAAUACAAUAAUUCAGUAGAAACAAUUGACAUGAAGUGGAUCAGUCACUCGCAGAUGUCAUACAUAUUGACGCCUCACUGGAAGUUGUGAUUUGUUAUUCGCAGGCAAACUGCACAUGGAGACAGAUUCCAUGGGGAAGUCAAGACCAAUUUUUGCGCGAAGGAUUUAAAAAACAACUGCAACAGAUUACAGGUGGACACAUCCACACUCAGACAUCCCAGAAGGACACAGGACAUGCACAUGAACUGGCACCCCAGUGUGCGUGGACCUAUAGUUGGGCUGAAUGCUGGGAUGGAGCGAGAUCUGUGUGGUCUCCCCACUGAAAGAACCAGAUGGGUUAUCCCUGCAGCCGUUCUCUCUCAUUCAAAGUGCAUGACCACGGGCUGGCUCUCCAAGCCGCUUUCCAGCAUUUGUUUAAUUUGGGCCUUUUGUCUCCAUCCUUCCUCGGCUCCUCGAUUGAAAGCAGCCGCUUUGCCUCUCUUUGCCUCUCUUUUAGGCAGUGAGGAGAAUGACAAUAAUGAGGCCUGGCGGCUGUCCACUGCUUCACACACAAACAUUCACACUUAUAAUACCAGGAACACAUACGACACCGCAAAGGCAGACACACACUCGCUCUGUGCUAUAGCAGGCACACACACACCCACACACACACACACACACACACACACACACACACGCUUAUUUACACACACACACGCAAUGUGAAAUGAAUGCAGGUAGCCAUAAGCUUUUGUUUGUGCCACACCAAGUGUGCAAAUAUGUCUGUUGUUUAUAUUUGCAAUUUACUGCAAAGUCUUCAUUUAAUAUUGUAUUACAUGCCUCUGUUUUUUUUUUAUGUUGUUAUAAUUCUGUCAAGCUGAUUGAAACGAUAUUCUAUAUUGCAGAAUGUG